AUGGACACAGCUACGGCUUUAAGUUCGAACGGGCAAAAAACCGAGGCCAUUAAGCAGGAACUUAUUGACAUCGAAGUGGAAGAUUUUCAAAAAAUCUGCAGGACUUGCAUGUCAAGAGACAAGCUUAAAGGUAUUCGAGACGUGUUGAAUAAGGACGGUGUCAAGCUUACGGAAUUAUUUAAGCAUUAUUUAGAAGUAGAUUCUAUUAAUAAUCAAAACAUGCCACAAAACAUUUGUACCAAGUGCACGAAAGAAAUUUUCAAAUUUUACGUGUUUAAACAGCAAUGCCUGCACUAUGACAAGUUGUUUAAAGAGAGACUUACUAAGAAAGAAAGACUAGUGUACGAGGAUAAUGACUACACAAACGACAAUAAGUUCGAAAUUUUGAUGGACGAUGACGACGAUUACCACGACGACGCAGACGAUCCACCCGAUUCGCCGGAUUACUACGACGAAGAGUUCAAACCGGAAAAACCCUCGAAAUCCGCGAAACCACCUCCCGCGGACGCCGGCGAUCGAAACGAUCAAAUAAAACGCGAAAAAGCGGAUUUCGGCGAGAUCUACGACGACGACGAAGACGACGAGGACGAGGAGUGGUCGGAAGACGACGAAAAACCGCUCAUCCAAACCCUUAUCAAAACAGAGGACGAGCUGAACUGCAAGGUCUGCUCGGAGGAGUUCAAGACGGCGGAGGAGCUGAAGGCCCACCAGGAAGAACAAAACCACGUCGCGAAAAAGAAGAGGUCCAAUAAACUGAAGAAGUGCAAGUAUUGCGACAAGGAGGUCGCCGCGUACAAGAUGCGGCAGCAUUUGCGAGUGCACACGAAGGAAAAGCCGUUCGUAUGCAAAGUUUGCGGGCAAAGCUUCAGCUUGGCGGGAAACCUGAAAAGGCACAAAAUGAUUCACAGCGGGGAGCGGCCACACGUCUGCCAGAUUUGCGGAAAAGGCUUUAUCCAGUCGACGCAGCUGAAACGUCACGAAAUUGGGUUCUGCGACGGCGAACGUCGCAUGAAUCCGGAAGCAGGUUGCAAAAUUUGUGGGCGAAUUUUUAAGAGGCAGUGGGCGUACAAUUUGCACAUGCAAAAGCACGAUCGCGGCGACGGCAAUGUGGAAAAAGAGCCUGAAGUGAACGAAGAAGAAAAACCUUUUAAGUGCGAGGUCUGCGAUAAAGGGUUCAAGACGAAGAAUUAUUUGACUGCGCACAUGGUAAAGCAUGGCGAAAGGAGCUUCCUGUGCAGCGAUUGCGGUAAAGGGUUCUAUACUAACGCAGCGCUUGUGUCCCAUUUAAAGGUUCACACCGGCGUGAGGCCGUACUCGUGCAUUUUGUGCUCGAAAAGUUUUGCGCACAGCGGCACUUACGACACUCAUAUGUUGGGGCACAAGGGGAUAAGACCUCACAAGUGUAAAAUAUGCGAUAAGUCGUUUAUGCAAGCCCCUCACUUGACCUACCACAUGCGAACUCACACCGGCGAGCGGUCGUUCGUUUGCUCCUUCUGCGGCAAAACUUUCGCCUUAAAGGGUAACCUCACGGUUCAUACAAGGAUCCACACCGGCGAGACUCCUUACUUAUGCGUGAUUUGUAAUAGGGGUUUCUACGACUCCAGCAGUCUCAAAAAACACAGAAAAAGUCACAACAACACAACUGUUGUGUACAGGGAAACUGAUGUUCUUACCGAGGACGAUCAAAGAACAAUAAAUGUGUGCUCGAUUUGCGGAAAGAUUUUCGUGGAUAUGGACGACUUAGAUAAACAUUUGCGCUAUCAUAAACAAGUUAAUGUACCCGUGGAAACCAUUCAAAUUGUUCAUGCCUCUAAUGUCAAAGAGGAAAUUGCUGAGGUUCCUACUUCAGAAAAUAUAGUAACUUUGUAA
Molecule: messenger RNA, 1869 nt
Organism: Brassicogethes aeneus
Lineage: Eukaryota; Metazoa; Arthropoda; Insecta; Coleoptera; Nitidulidae
Source: the annotation of a GenBank genome assembly